CGUCGUCGUCGUCGUCCUCCUCCUCUGAUCGUCGCUCAUCCUCCCCCAGGCCCCGUCUCUUUCUCCCUCCCUUCCUCUUCAUUCCAGCCAUCAUCAUCAUCCUCCUCCUCGCCUCCCUCCUCGCCCCCAUCACAGGCGUCACCACGGCUCUCCUCCCGCUCUCCGUCACCCGCCUCGUGCACCACCACCACCAUCUCGGCCAUCUCUCCUCCUCCUCCUCCCUCCUCCUCCGCCAAACCCGCCGCCUCUUCUCCCUCCACACAACCGCCACGAUGCGUCGCGACAAGUACGAAAAGGAGCUGCUGGUCGCCCAGCUCGCCGUCCAGCGCGCCGCCAUCCUCACCAAGCGCGUCUUCCACGAAAAGGCAAAGGGCACCGUCGACAAGAACGACAAGUCGCCCGUGACGAUUGGCGACUUUGGCGCCCAGGCGCUCAUCAUCGCCGCCCUGCAGCACAACUUCCCCGACGACGCCAUCGUCGCCGAGGAGGAGUCCGCCAAGCUGCGGGAGGACGAGAAGCUGCGGAGCACCGUCUGGGAGCUGGUCAAGGACACCAGGCUGGACAACCCCGACGCCGAGGCGCUGCUGGGAGGGCCCAUCAGGGACGCCGACGCCAUGGUCGAGCUCAUCGACAAGGGCAACAGCCCCGGCGGCGCCCACGGCCGCAUCUGGGCCAUUGACCCCAUCGACGGCACAAAGGGCUUCCUCCGCGGCGGCCAGUACGCCGUGUGCCUCGCCCUCAUGGUCGACGGCGACGUCAAGGUCGGCGCCCUGGGCUGCCCCAACCUGCCCGUCGACGACGCCGCCCGCCUGACGGCCGGCAUCGGCGAGAACCAGACCGACGACGACGGCCACGGCGUGCUCUUCUCCGCCGUCCUCGGCCACGGCGCCACCAGCCGGCCCCUCGCGACCGUCAGCCUCGAUCCGGAGCUCGGCAAGCCCAUCUCCAUGCGCGCCAUCGACGACCUGACCCAGGCCAACUUUUGCGAGAGCGUCGAGGCCGGCCACUCCUCCCACGGCGACCAGGCCGCCAUCUCGCACAGGCUGGGCAUCACCGCGCCCAGCGUCCGCAUGGACAGCCAGGCCAAGUACGGCUCCAUUGCGCGCGGCGCCGGCGACAUCUAUCUGCGGCUGCCCGUCAGCGCCACGUACCAGGAGAAGAUUUGGGACCACGCUGCCGGCGACCUCAUUGUGCGCGAGGCCGGCGGCCAGGUCACCGAUGUCAACGGCAAGAGGCUCGACUUCAGCGUCGGACGGACGCUGGCCAACAACAAGGGCGUUGUGGCGGCGCCGUUGGCCGUGCAUGCCAAGGUCUUGGAGGCGGUCCAGGAGGUUUUGAGCUCAAAGCUGUAAGAGAUAUAUAUAUAUAUACCUUAAAUACCUGUUGUCUAAAGUGCCUAGUAUGUAGAAUGUUUUCGCGAGAGACUUU
Molecule: messenger RNA, 1428 nt
Organism: Trichoderma reesei QM6a
Lineage: Eukaryota; Fungi; Ascomycota; Sordariomycetes; Hypocreales; Hypocreaceae
Exons: 1
Coding region: 273-1352 (359 amino acids)
Biological process (GO): sulfate assimilation; phosphatidylinositol phosphate biosynthetic process
Molecular function (GO): 3'(2'),5'-bisphosphate nucleotidase activity
Source: RefSeq, a predicted model, not a curated record